AGCACCUUGGUGUAUGAGAUCGAUGAGAGACCUACUCUACGCGCCCUACCCGUCAACUGGCACUAGCUUGUCAGUUCACCAUGGGCCUCAUCAACGCCUUCACGUCGUCGCCGCAGAAGCAGCAGCUCCAUGAGCCGCUGCCGGCGAGCGCCGGCUUCCCGGCAAGCUCCAAGAAGCGCGCGCUGCUCGUGGGGAUCAGCUACGCCGGCACCAAGUACGAGCUCAGGGGCUCCGUCAACGACGUCAACUGCAUGAGCUACAUGCUCCGCGAGCGCUUCGGCUUCCCGGCGAGCUGCAUCCUCAUGCUCACACAGGAGGACAGGGACCCUGGGCGGGUGCCGACGCGGGAGAACCUGCUGCGCGCGCUACGGUGGCUGGUGGAGGGCACCAGCGCUGGGGACUCGCUGGUGUUCUACUUCUCCGGCCACGGCGUGCAGAAGCUGUACAUGGACGGCCACACGGUGGAGGGCUGCGACGAGGAGCUGUGGCCCGUGGACUUCGAUGGUGGCUCCCGCGGCGGCGUCAUCCUUGACGACGAGAUCAACGCCACCAUCGUGCAGCCGCUGCGCAGAGGCGUGAAGCUGCACGCCAUUGUGGACACCGGCCAUAGCGGGACCAUCCUCGAGCUCCCCUACGUCUGCCGCCUGUCCAGAACCGGCGGGAACUGGAAUUGGGAGGAACUGCAGAGCCGCCUCUCCGCCGGCAAGACCGCCAUGUCCACCAGCGGCGGCCUCGCCAUCUCCAUCAGCAGCUGCGGCGGCGACAGCCAGACGUCGCAGGACUUGUUGUUGGGAUCUGCCUACACCAGCGCCAUGACGUACAGCUUAAUCAAGGCGGUGGAGUCGGAGCCGGGCACCACCUAUGGCCGCCUGCUGACGGCGAUGAGGGCUACCAUCCGCGACAGCGGCAGGGAGUUCGGUGGCAUGGGCCCCAUCGGCACCUUCUUCCGCCGGGUAAUCACAUUCAGCCGUGCGCAGCAGGAGCCCCAGCUGUCCGCUUCACACACGUUCGACAUCUACAAGAAACCCUUUCUAUUGUGACUCGGUAAAGUUUAUUUCACGCUUGAGUACAUGUGCCCUCACUCUCCCAUCCAUUAUAUUAGAUUUCGCUUUGAGAAGGGUGGAAACACACAUCUCAAUGCGAAACUGCUUUGAGAUGUGUGUUUGCACACUUCUCAAAGUGGGAGAGUGAAGGGAUGUGCCCUUAAGAGCAAAAAAAAAAAAAAAAACCCGCCUCCAUCGUAACUCCUUCACUUUAUAUUUGCUAGAUUAUAGCUUUGCACGGUAUAUAUGCAGACAACGCGAGUGUAUCAAUAUCAUUGACACGGUUCGUAGUACUAGUAGGAGGUGUGUCCUUUUGUCUCUUUUAGAUAUAGGAGUACCUGCAAGUGAUGUACUCUGUAAACCAUAGGCGUGAAGGAGAUAUAAGGCAUACAUGAUUUUGAUACCA
Molecule: messenger RNA, 1449 nt
Organism: Sorghum bicolor (sorghum)
Lineage: Eukaryota; Viridiplantae; Streptophyta; Magnoliopsida; Poales; Poaceae
Product: metacaspase-2
Exons: 3
Coding region: 81-1040 (319 amino acids)
Biological process (GO): proteolysis
Molecular function (GO): cysteine-type endopeptidase activity
Source: RefSeq, a predicted model, not a curated record